UCCCACAGGCGUGUGACUUUGGCCUGCAGUCCCAACUUUCCCAGGAUCUCUAUCUGUAUUGCUGCAAUAAGUUCUGCCUGAAGAAAUGGCCCCUAGCAAAGCGACCAAAGUCUCUCGGAUCACCGUGGCAUGCAAUUCCUGCCGGUUCAGGAAGCAGAAGUGCAAUGGAAAUAAACCGAUUUGCACACAAUGUCAUCAACACAACCGGCGUUGCGAUUGGCCCGAACAACUGAAACGAGGCCCCGCCAAAGGCUACAUCGAAGCUCUCGAGCAUCGGCUUCAAGAGACCGAAUCUCUGCUUUUGAAAUUCCUGGCACACAUGUCCGACGCCCAAAUAUCAUCCUCGAUACAUAGUGCUCAGUCAGAUAUCCACCCCGGCAUGACUGCGGCUCGAAGUCCUCCGCCGUCGUAUACGCCGUCCUCGCGAUCGGGGAAACGAGGAACGGAGUAUUGGAAACAGUUUCCUCUCAACAGCGUACAGGAUGUCAGAGCGUGGCAGCAGGACUGCCUGAAUCAAGAACAACGACCGGGCUCAGGACGAAACUCGGCGGACAGGGCGGUCACGAGCGUCUCCGACAUCCUCAAUUCCAGGGAUAGUGAACCUUUGAGGGAGAAUUCACACGAACCUAGCGACUACCAAGCAGCGGCUGCCUCCAGAUCUGAGCUUCCACCGCUAACCCCAUACCGAGCCAACGUAUAUGCGAGACUGGACGAAGGAAGCGAACCGGUGAAAGAACCGAUCAGUAGCCUCGAGAAUCACCCCGAGGCGUACCGAGAGAGGGAGGCCGAGCCACAUUCGGGUCCGAUGUUCCCCGCCAUACAGCUCCCUCGUAUCAGUUGUUCUCAGUCGGACCACUUGCGAGGGCAUGGGCUGAGCACACCACAAGCACCGAGUUUAUGGAGGGGCGCACCUUCUGUGAGUUUUCAGCAGCAAUAUCUUUGGUAG
Messenger RNA from Aspergillus aculeatinus CBS 121060, 946 nucleotides. RefSeq names its product Zn(II)2Cys6 transcription factor domain-containing protein. The transcript is spliced from 4 exons. The record is from RefSeq and is a predicted model, not a curated record. NCBI's taxonomy places the organism in Eukaryota, Fungi, Ascomycota, Eurotiomycetes, Eurotiales, Aspergillaceae. Gene Ontology annotation, molecular function: DNA-binding transcription factor activity, RNA polymerase II-specific; zinc ion binding. Gene Ontology annotation, biological process: regulation of DNA-templated transcription. Bases 86 to 946 code for a protein of 286 amino acids.